This is a messenger RNA of Mesocestoides corti, 5355 nucleotides long. The record is from the annotation of a GenBank genome assembly. Lineage: Eukaryota; Metazoa; Platyhelminthes; Cestoda; Cyclophyllidea; Mesocestoididae.
AUGAGUGAUCAGAAAGUUGAAGACGACGCCACCGGUGGUGGUUACGUUUUGGAGGAGAAUAGUCCCAAUGAUUUCCUUGGUCCCGAGACGGAUUUUAGCGCCUUAUCAACUCAUGUGCAGGACAUUGCUCGUCGUUUAAAUCAGGAAUUUGAGAUAAUAAUGGAGUCUCAUGGGCCGGCAGUUGUGGAGAGUUUGCUGCCCACCAUUGUCAAUGUAUUGGAAAAGCUGGAUGAGCUCUACAAAGACGAGACUGCUUACAAGGCAGAGGUGUUACAGUUGAGGGAGGACAACGCAUCUCUGCUCAGUGAAUUAGAGAGAGAAAGGUGUGCACGAAGGGAAUCUGAAAAUCGCCUGAUGAUUAUGGAAGACCAAUUCGAGGACGAGCGGAAAAUCCUCAAUGAGGCUUUGAUGCACAACGAGACGCAAAUAAGGCAACUGGAGAUGAAGUCAAAAAACACCGAAGAGCAGCGUAAAUUUUCGCGCUGUGUCCUUCUUGCUCCUUACUUUCUAACCUUCCUCCCUUUACGUGAAGACUCCACUGUGACGUCAUGUGUGAUGGUACUGGAUCCAGAGGUUGCGCUUAAGCUUCCAACGUCUGUUUUAGUUGCUCGUCUGGAGCUGAAGGAGUUGGAGUCGUCGAAGGAGAACUCGAAGUUGCACGAGCGCAUAAACGAACUGCUACGCUCCCACGCCGAGUUGAAUGACUCCCUAAAGAAUUCAGCAGUUGUUCCCGUGUCUACGCCGCUGAGGCAAUGUGAGUCAGACGUUUUGGAUGUGCGUUAUAAUGCCGACCAGCAUGUCUGCCAGGUGUUCAUUUUGAAGGCACUAAUGUACCCCUCCAAUCGCCAGCUUGGAAACGCAUUCGAUACCACAAGUGCCGGCCUGGGAUUCGACGAGCUCUCGGCCAUGGAAGCCGACUUUAGUCCACCACCGGAAGACGACCUUCCCGGUAAAGUGACGCCUCCUUCUCCUUUCCCCCCUCCCCCCGCGAAUCCUGACCGUUGUGUUGCGCUCAUGACAACGCUACUUUUCUACCCUUUGGCCAUUAAAAUUGGCAUGUUGUGCUAUUCGCUGCCAGUUGGGUGUUUCAGUGGAUGCCUAGGAUUUUACCGUGCUCUUUGCCUUACAGCUGGUAUGCAAAAGGAGGUCAACAUUCUGAUCCGCGAGAAUAUGGAUCUGGUUGAAACCAAGAACGCCCUAAACGUAGUUAAGGACGACCUUCUUAACCAAAGGGACGUCUUAAAAUCUGAGAACCAGCUGCUGGCCGAGGCGGUGCAACAGUUGUCUGAGAAGCAAACCAAACUGCAGCAGGAACUCGCCAAUUCCGACCAGCUUCUCACCGCCGCCCGCACCGAGCUCGAGGCGCUCAAGGCCUCGGUGACGAAGCUGAAGGCCGAGGCAAGUUUCCUGUCUCCCCUGCACUCCAUGCUACUUUGUGGUGUACGCGGUGACAAAUCCUCGUCGAGCAAGCGCUUCACCAAAGCCGAGAUGGCUCGCCUCAUCUGCGAUCGCAAUUACUACAAGGAGCGGUUCCUUGAGCUGCAGGACGCCAUAAAGCUGACUGAGACCCUGAGGGCGAGUCAGCGAGGUCAUCCAGAGCUGUUGAAGGACCUCCCGUCGACGGUUACCGAUGUUCAGUUGCAUCCUCAUCAGCAGCAGCAGCAUCAUGGUGAGGGCGUUUUACGCGCGUUGCCCCCGCGGAGUCGACUUAAUUUGAUUACCUUUGCCAGGGUGAACUUGAUAUCUCUGCCGCGUCUCGACUUUGGUUUCGACGCUGUGAAUCUCUACGAUUUGCAAACCGAUCCCGAUCAGCCACACCUUCGCCACACCGAGGAGGCAGAAGUUGCGAGCGGUGACAAGGCAGUUGUUGCGAACACCGCAGGCCCCGCUGUCCCCUUCAACUCCCAAAAGUGGAUCAAACUCUACCAGGCUGGCGCUGCGGCGCCCGUCUUCGGCUGGGUCCGCGGUUUCGGCCGAGUGAAACCGGAGUCGAACUCGCUGGCCGCUGCCCCGAAAAAUCCCACCUUAUUGUUCAGCCCGCGCGCCUACCCGGUGCCCAAGAAGUGCCGCAGCAUCGGUGGACCGAGCCUGCGCAUCGAGUUGACCGCCGCUAUCUCCGUGCCAUCGCCUGUCGAAGACAGUUGCACGCAACAUCUCUGGUUAAUCGGUCGAGGCUCCUCAAUGCUCUCUGGCUCAACGAAGACCUCGAAGAACGUGGGCAAGAUCUACAUCUUCGAUCCGCUUCAAUUGACCGAGGUUCUGGUGGGUCAAGAUCUGCCCGACGACUUCCUGCCGAUUUCCGCAGCCGUCUUUUCCGUAGGCGGUGAGGAGUUGCCCUUGUUGUGCCCUGUGUAUCUGUUCUGGAGAGCCAGUAAUUUACGUUUGCGUGGCUUUGUUGACCACUCAUGUCUGCUUGUCAUUUGGACAGGUCACGGCAGCUCUUCGCCGGUCGCAAAAAGUGGUCGGUUUAUUGUCCGAGACUUUAGGACACUUCAGACGGACAAGCGAUCUGAGCCCGUUAACACCUUCCGCGUUCUCGUGGCUUCCUCGGACGGCCGGUUUUUAGUGUGCGCCUCCACACGCAAUCCGGACGCCGUCUCGCAGUCCGACGUCUGCAAACUAGUCUUAUUGGCCACCCUCAGGCUGGCCAAUCCUGGUGAAUCUGCCACGUCUGUGGUGUGUCUGGAUUACCGCGUUUGUCUGGGCGUGCUGAAUUCCUCGGGGCUGAACCAGCUGGUCACACUCAAGUGGCUGUUGGAUUCGAGCGGGACACCGAAGAACGACAUUGAGUUGAACCAAUUCCUGCGCGUCUCCGCCAUGAGUCUGCCCGGCGGUGCACCAAGCGGCCCGAUGAUCCUCUCCACCAUCUACGAUCGCGCCUUCUUCUGGCUUGGAACCGUUGGUGGUGGCGCCGUCCACUGCUUCGACCUCAACAAAAGCGCCUUUGUCACCGAACUAGCUCUUCCCUCACAAACGCCCUGUCUGCACGCCGUUGCCGUUGGUCACAGGGCCUCGCCGGACGCGGACUCACGACUCAUUUGGUUGGCAGUCUCAGGUCUCAGUUCCCAGGCAUCGACGCAACAGCGGACCUCUGAUUCCUCGUCGGAGACGGUGUCCAUUGGACCGCUGUCGCGUCUUCUCUCCAUCUGUUCCAAGAAGCACCUUUUCCUGCACAACAUUGACUUGACCAGCGUCCUCACCUCCAUGAUCGACAUGACGGACGUGGUGGAUCCCGUGGAUUUGACCGUUUCCCGGCUACUUGUGCAAGGCGACGAGUGCAUCUGGUUCUCCACGCGUUGCGGCCUCAUUGGACGGUUCUUCAACGCCUCCCUUCCAGCAGAUGCUGCGCAUGGUUCCCCAACAGAAGUGCUUAACCAAGACGCAAUAUCGCUUAGUUGUCAUGCCUACAGGCGCCCAGUUUCUGCCCUCAUCACUAUUCGAAAUCGCGUAGAGGCUCCCAGUGCUGAUAGCCAGGACACGAAGGCAACCGCCUCACCGUCAUCAAACCAGGCGUCGUUCUUGGUGGUUGCCGUUGGACACGACUACACCUAUCUACGAACUUCUACCCCGGCAACGCGUGCCCCGCCAGCAACCUCCGCCAUCGUUUCUGCAGUGAACCAGUGUGUUCGGCGUUCCUUCACAGGCGCGCAUGCAAUCGUGUGGAGCGUAGCAGUAACUUUGGCAAUGUCAGAAAGUGUGACUUUGCCUGAUGGUCGUCCAGUGGAUUCUCUGAAAGUUGCUGAACUUAAAAAGGAGUUGGACGCUCUCGGUUUAGAUAAAAGCGGACUCAAGAAAGACCUUGCACAACGUCUAACGGAAACUUCACCAUCGCCCAAGAAAAAACCAGUCGAAAUAACUGAGACAGCUCCCGACGCGGUUUCACCCAAACACUCGGUAGACCUAGGAGAAAUCCCCUCGUCAGAGACUGUUGUUUCUGAGGCGGCGGAGAAUCAGGUAGGCUUCGCUUUCUCUCCGGAAACCAGCCCCACAACUGAGCCUCAGCCGGUCCAAGGUGGCCACUCGCCCAGUUGCGUUGACGUGAACAAUCUCGUCCCGACGACUGAGGACACUCAGGCCAGUCCCCCUGCUUCCGCGUCGAGGGCUAAGCCUUCGCAGAAGUCUUCAGCCCGCAAAGCUCUUCCACUCGCCACCGCCGAGGCCUCUGAUGAAUUUCACGAGGAGGAGGAGGACUACGGCGAGGUGGAGGAUGACGAGGCGUCCAGCAACACGGCCACCUCCCAGCCAAAGGCCGACACACCCGCAUCCGCAGCUGUUAACGGCGAUGCCUCAAGACCAUCUCCUCCGCCCCCGCCCCCUGCUAAGAAAGAAACCCGCGGCGUCGGAUUCAUCGUAGAGGGACCGGAGCGCGUGAGUGCAGCUGCCGCCGCCAAGUGCCCGCCCUCCCAGAUGGUCUACAUUCGCUGCCUCGUGCGACCCUUCACCGCCGGUCAGCUCUCCGCCAUGCUGGAGGCCCACUUCGGCAAGCCCGAGGAGCUGUGGCUGGACAAAAUCAAGUCUAGCGCCAUUGUCCGCCUGGCCGACGAGACUGUGGCUGCCCGAUGCCGAGAGGGUCUGGACGGGUGUCGUUGGCCCUCGAUUAACCCCAAAAUACUCCACUGCGAGUUCGCCUCGCAGGAGCUCUUCACUUGGCUCAAACAGCACGGUGAAUCGGGCGAUCGUCCUCCGCCCAAGUACCUCCUCGGUGGCACCGCCGACGACACCGGACAGGCUGGUGACAGAAAACGUCCACUUGCGAGCGGAAAUUCAAAGUCUGCGGGCCAAUUAGAGAACGAGAGAAAGCGACGUCGCGUGGCCGACGGCGAUCCAACCACCGAGCACCGCGGAAAAGAAGAGGAUAAUUCGAAGUCGUUGGACGACCUCUUCAAGAAAACGGACACCGCCCCUAGCAUUUACUGGUUGCCUCUGACGGAUGAGGGGGCUGCUGCGCAGUUGAAGGCCCGGACAGAGAGCUAUCUCUCGGAGAACGCCCGCCGACCCGUGCCUAGACGAAACGUGGAUGAGAGGCGACGGGAGACACGCAGUCCCUUCACAGGCGAGCUCAGCAACGGCUCCUCCGGCCUGCUUGCCAGGAAGCCGACAACCGACGACGCCAUUGGUCGUGACCGGAGGGCAAAAGAGCGGUCCCCGUCGAUUGGAUCGAAGCGUGCCCGCGACCGGCGUCGUUCCCCGCCACCACGAUCGCCGCCGUCGUUGUCGCGCAGACCGCGCUACGCGUCCAGGACACCCUCGCCUAGGUUUGCGGCGCCGCUCGCCUCGCGGCGUCCACCUUCGCCGCCGCCUCGCGGCAGGCGACGCUCGGCUCCCCGCCUCAGUCAUUCGCCGAGAAGGCGAUAA